Schistocerca gregaria is the source of this 372-nucleotide messenger RNA. RefSeq lists its product as uncharacterized. The transcript has a single exon. Lineage: Eukaryota; Metazoa; Arthropoda; Insecta; Orthoptera; Acrididae. The coding region runs from base 1 to 372 and encodes 123 amino acids. The record is from RefSeq and is a predicted model, not a curated record.
AUGGCAGAAGAACAAUUAAGAUUCCAGAAAGAUAAGAGCAUGCCACAUGCCAUUAGCAACCUAAUAGACGAUACAGAAGAUGCAUUAAGACAUCCCCAAGGAAAAUUCCAUGCAGUCUUUAUAGAUUAUACCAAGUCCUUCGAUAAACUAAACAGGCGAACACUAAUUUCAAAACUAGAAUCAAUAACAGGGAAGGAUAAACUUAUAACAUUGAUCCAUAACAGGCUGAUGGCCAAAUUCAUUCAGGUCAUAGACGAUGUAAGCACGCCGAUAAUAAUACCACAAGCGAACUGCAUAUUGCAGGGUCACCCAUUAAUGCCGUUACUUUUCAUUGUGGCCUCAUACGAUGUUUCACAGGUGAUAAGAAAUUGA